This is a messenger RNA of Ceratosolen solmsi marchali, 1156 nucleotides long. Its product is annotated as Phosphatidylinositol glycan anchor biosynthesis class K. The transcript has 4 exons. NCBI's taxonomy places the organism in Eukaryota, Metazoa, Arthropoda, Insecta, Hymenoptera, Agaonidae. Bases 140 to 1156 code for a protein of 338 amino acids. Gene Ontology annotation, biological process: attachment of GPI anchor to protein; proteolysis. Gene Ontology annotation, cellular component: GPI-anchor transamidase complex. Gene Ontology annotation, molecular function: GPI-anchor transamidase activity. The record is from RefSeq and is a predicted model, not a curated record.
UGUGCACGAUAGAUGUGCAUGCAUGCAUCGAUUAGGUACUUUGUCACUAUAUACAAAAUUUAAUUCAAUUUUAUAAUAUUUAAUUUAAGAAAUGUUUGUUUUAUAAGUUCAAUAUAUAAAUAGGAAGUAAGAGCAAGAAAUGAAUAUUCACUUAAUAGGUAGUUUAUUUGCAUUGCAAAUAAUUAACGUAUUUUCAAAGAUACCACAUUCUUUUGCAAAAACUGGUCAUUCAAACAAUUGGGCAGUACUAGUUGAUACAUCACGAUUUUGGUUUAAUUAUCGACAUGUGGCAAAUGUUUUGUCUAUUUAUCGGAGUGUUAAACGACUGGGUAUACCCGAUUCACAAAUUAUUUUAAUGAUUGCUGAUGAUAUGGCUUGUAAUCCAAGAAAUCCACGUCCCGCAACUGUAUUUAAUAAUAUUAAACAACAUAUUAAUGUUUAUGGUGAUGAUGUAGAAGUAGACUAUAGAGGUUAUGAAGUAACUGUUGAGAAUUUUGUUAGAUUGUUAACUGGACGAUUACAACCAGAAACACCUAGAUCUAAGAAACUAUUAACUGACGAAGGUUCUAAUAUUCUUAUUUAUUUAACUGGCCAUGGUGGUAAUGGUUUCCUUAAAUUUCAAGACUCCGAAGAAAUUACUAGUCAAGAAUUAAGCGAUGCUUUAGAACAAAUGUGGCAAAAAAGAAGGUAUCAUGAGAUUUUGUUUAUAGUAGAUACAUGUCAAGCUAGUUCCAUGUAUGAGAAAUUCUAUUCACCAAAUAUACUAGCUGUAGCAUCUAGUCUAGUUGGAGAAGACUCACUAUCCCAUCAUGUAGAUCCUGCUAUUGGGGUUUAUAUAAUAGAUCGCUACACUUAUUAUGCUCUGGAAUUUCUCGAAACUGUUGAACCAUCCAGUACAAAAACUUUAAGUGAAUUUUUGAAAGUUUGUCCAAAGCAUUAUUGUCUUUCGACAGUUGGAGUACGAGAAGAUUUAUUUAGGAGAGAUCCAAAGAUUGUUCCUGUCACUGAUUUUUUUGGUGCUUUAAGACCAAUUGAAUUGACAUCUAAUAUUGUAAAUAUUGUAGAUUUUAACAAAAGUAACAAAACAUUCUUAUCACAAUCAAAAGAAAAAUAUAAGCUUAUUUCGCAGUUUCCAAAUUUUUCACAAUAUAGUUAA